AUGCCGAAGGAACUAGCUAUCGACCUACUCCUCCCGCAUGCCGAGCGUAUCAAGACCUUGCAGUUGGUUUUCUCCUCGGCGCAGAUCCCGGAGGCGGAAGUUUGCUUGGCAGCAUUCGGCGCUAGGGUCACCCAUCUCUGUCUGUUUGGAGAUCCCAGAAGUCCAAACUACGUGGACGGACACCCUGAACGCCGUGUUUCCAUAAAAGCUUCUGAACUGCCCGCCAUGACACACCUACAGUUAUACGGCGUUGCCGUGGACGCGCCGACUACCAUGUGGUCGAAUCUUUCAUCCUUGGACAUCCGCGACGUGUCGGAUUUUGGCCUCUUCCAGACACUGUCCGCGUGCACCACUCUCCAGGAUCUCGUCCUCAUGAACACCUUCUCUGAGCCGCAUCAAAUUGCCCCGCGCUUCUCCCUAAAACGAUGCACCUGGUUCGCAUCGAGGAAACACACUCCCCACCGGUGA
This is a messenger RNA of Trametes versicolor FP-101664 SS1, 468 nucleotides long. RefSeq lists its product as uncharacterized. Lineage: Eukaryota; Fungi; Basidiomycota; Agaricomycetes; Polyporales; Polyporaceae. The transcript has a single exon. The record is from RefSeq and is a predicted model, not a curated record. Bases 1 to 468 code for a protein of 155 amino acids.